AUGUCCAAUCAAUCAGGGAUCUUAGCAGACCGAUCCCUUUUGGAUACUAUCUCGCAAUCUCUAAACGAAAAAACUGGAAAGUUAGUGAUAAUCACAGCAAGGAUAUCAACGGACUCUACAAAAGUAGAAUUGGACAAUGUCUUCUCAUCUGUGCCUGACCUUUUGAAGACUUUAACCACGGACCCAUUGUAUGUGUUUUUGAAAGAUCCUGCGACAACAGCUGACCAAUAUAACUUUAUUUCCUAUGUGCCUGAUCCAGCUCCUGUUAGAUUAAAGAUGUUGUAUGCCUCUACAAAAAACACUUUAGUAAGGCAGAUUGGGGGGAAUUCCAUCAACAAACAGCUUCUUUUAACAGAACCAGAAGAAAUCUCAGAAUCAGUGGAGAACGUCAAUGAUAAGGUAUCUAGCACUGCUAUUCUUACUGAUUCAGAAAGAGCCGGACUUGAAAUUGCAGAACAGCAACGUAUAAUGAGAAGUUCCAUGGGUAACUCCAGAGGUCAUCAAUUAGUUUCUCAAACCGAUGGGAGUCCAACACCAUUAACUUUUAAUGUGGCAAAUGGGAAGGAAAUUAAAGAUCUCUUGAAUGAAUUUAAUGUCAUUUCCUUUGGCAUUAAUAUGUCGAAUGAACAAGUUGAAGUUACGAAACAUGCAAAGAUAUCCAAGAUGGAAGAUUUGGAGAUAACUGAUAAUCAACCAAGUUAUACCAUUGUGAAAAAUGGUACAGCAAGUUUUUUCAUAUAUAGUUGCCCAUCUGGAAGUAAAGUCAGGGAUAGAAUGGUAUAUGCCUCUAAUAGGACUGGGUUUGUCAAUUAUUUACAAACUAAUGAUAAGUUGAACUUCGCAAAGAUUAUUGAAAUUGGUGAUCCGGAUGAGUUGGAAUUAUCCUUAUUAUCAGAAUCUCCCGAGGAUGAUAAAACCAACGCAGCUGAAGGUUCCAUUUCUACACCUGCUUCGCAUAGAGAAUCGAAAUUCAGUAGACCAAGGGGCCCAGCUAGGAAAAGGAGAGAUUGA
Messenger RNA from Naumovozyma castellii, 1011 nucleotides. RefSeq names its product twinfilin TWF1 (gene TWF1). The coding region runs from base 1 to 1011 and encodes 336 amino acids. The transcript has a single exon. Lineage: Eukaryota; Fungi; Ascomycota; Saccharomycetes; Saccharomycetales; Saccharomycetaceae. The record is from RefSeq and is a predicted model, not a curated record.